ACACAGCAAGCUGAAGAAAGAAAGGAAAAACUCCAUUAAAAACCUCCAGCUUUCCUCCAUGUUAGAAAUGAAAUGGAAAAUGGAGUGGAUUUAGCAGGAAUCCUUGAUUCCUCUGGCCAAGCUGGAGAAGGGGAGAAGAGAAUCAACACCUCAGACUGCUGAUAUUUUUAAAGUUGCAAUAAAUAUCAAGGUCUCUGUGACAGGAUGAGUAUUUCCUGACUCAAGCUCAUAAGAAAGGGCAAUCCUUUUUUUAAAAUCGAUGUAUAAUUUAUUUACCUCAAUGCUUCUCUUUACUGAUAUGGUCAUUGUUAGAGGUGGCUGGAACAGCCUGGAAACAUUAGCAUGAUUUCCUGAGGUUGAGAGCCUCCCAAACUCAGGAAGAGUCAAUACAAUCGCACUUCAUUUUUCCUUCAUGUGCACUUGGAAGUCCUGGGACCAGCAGCAGCACCAGCAAGAAUGAACUGUAAGGAGGAAGAUGACAACAGCACCGACUGCAGCAGCAAUAACGUGAAGAAGAUGUUGAAGUGUGUGGUGGUUGGGGAUGGUGCAGUUGGGAAAACCUGUCUGCUGAUGAGUUAUGCCAAUGACGCCUUCCCGGAGGAGUAUGUGCCCACCGUAUUUGACCACUAUGCAGUGACUGUGACUGUCGGAGGCAAGCAGCACUUGCUGGGGCUAUACGAUACUGCAGGGCAGGAGGACUACAAUCAGCUGAGACCCCUCUCCUAUCCCAACACGGAUGUGUUCUUGAUCUGUUUUUCUGUGGUGAACCCUGCCUCUUACCACAAUGUCCAGGAAGAGUGGGUGCCUGAACUGAAAGUCAGCAUGCCACAUGUGCCUUAUGUGCUCAUAGGAACACAGAUUGAUCUUCGCGAUGAUCCCAAAACUUUGGCUCGACUACUUUAUAUGAAGGAGAAACCCCUCACUUACGAACAUGGAGUGAAGCUGGCUAAAGAGAUUGGAGCGCAGUGUUAUUUGGAAUGUUCAGCCCUGACACAGAAAGGCCUUAAAACAGUCUUCGAUGAAGCAAUCCUCACCAUUUUUCACCCUAAGAAAAAGAAGAAACGCUGCGUGACGUGCCACAGCUGCUGUACAGUUGUAUGAAGUCACUUGAAAAGCAAAGCAGGACAGUGCUAUUGUUCAACUAAACCCCCCAGGUUAGAAUGGCAAUGAGCGUCACACACAAACUGAAAUGGGGAACAUGACCAGAAAGGAGUCUGAUUAAACCAUAUAGGAUUCCUCAAUUCUGUGAAACCUCAGGCUGUAACAUGUUAGCCAGCUAAUGUCUAUUUGCUUUCCCAACCCUAUAGAGCUGUUUGCAGCCUGUUCCCACACUAUGCUCGUAUGCACUGAGCCAGUAUAAAACAGGAUGUCUGCUAAUGGCGGACUCUGAAUCAGGUUAGGGUUAGGGUUAGGGUGUUAUGUUGAAAACUUUAAAGACACUGUAAAACCACCAAGAAAAACUUCAUUUGUGGCCUUAAGCAGGAAUUGAUCAAAAGUAUAAAUUUAAAAUACUUAAGAAUUGAAUAUGAAUGGAUCAAAAGCACAGAGAAAUCAUUAGGAGUUUAAUAUGUAAUCAAAUACGUUAUCUAUAGGAUAAUCCUUUCAAAUUACUUUUCUUUAUAACAUACUCACUAAUUUCAGGAUCUACUUAGGUUGUUUAAAAUGACAUGAAAGCAAAGCAGUAGUGACUCCAAUUCCCAGCCAUUUAACUCGCGUUACAGCAUCAAGCCAUCAAAAUGGAUCAGUAUUUACCUCCAGAUUGAAGGAAUGUUCUUUUUACUACAAGAAAUGACAAAUAUCUUUAUUUUAUACAGACUGUGUCCAGGCUGGGCCAGGAGGUUUUCAGAAGCUGGGUGAGGGAGAACAGUGAAAGUGGAAAACUGUAGCAUUAAUUUGCAGAAACAAAGUGAUCAGAUCACCAAAAAAUCUUGUGACUGACAUGAAAAAAGCAGGGAGGUGUUGCAUUGCCAUGAGUAUUAUACAUUUAGUCUACAGAUUGGGUGCAUUUCCACAUCUCACCCAGCAGAUGAAAACAAAAACAAACUAGCCAAAGUCACAUUGAUUUGAAAUGCUUUAUAAUGAUCCAGUUGCAUUAUUUGAAAUAGUUUUUUAGAAAUGAUCUUGUAUAAAGGUAUUCAUUUGAGCGGACUUUUAAACGUCUAUUUACUGAAGUCCUCUAUUUGCUAUUCAUUGCUUUGUCUGUGUCUUCCAUGUUCAUUAUUGCAAAUAGCAGUUAAGGUAUAGUGUGGGUAGACUACUCAGGAACUUUCUUUCAGACAAUAUGCAGGAUGAUGUGCUGCAGCAUGCAAUACGGAGACAGGAAGCCUGAACCUCAAGGGAAUGAAAGCUGACAAUAAGCACUCUUUGCUGUUGAAUAAAGUGUGCCUUUUUGCUAAGGCUUCUCCAGGGAGCCUGUUGUUUUGCACAUCACAGCAAGAUGCUGUUAUACCACAGACACUCGGUGGUGAACUGUGAGGGUGUCUUAUUACUUACAUCUGCCUACAAGUGCCUUGGAGAUGCCCACGUAUCUGUCUUGUUAUGGAUUUCAUUUCUGAUUGUACCUCUCCAAGGAAUACAAUUACAAUGCCAGCAAAUCCAUGUUUCUAGACCUAUAAAGUAACUCCCUGAAAAAAGCAACUGCCAGAGUCAGUGUUUCCAGACCUAGUAUGGAAUUGCACCCUCUCCCACCAGCAAAGUACUAGCACAGUAUUAAUUUACCCACUGGUUUUUUGGAACAGCCAGCAUUCUCCUCUUUGGAUGCACUGUACAGUGCUUGUGUCUAUAGAGGGGCAGCUAGAAAACCUCUGCCAUUAACGGGAGAUUAGGGAACCAAUCCUACAGUCCUUACUCAGGCAAAACUCCCAUUGACUUCAGUGGGAUUUUGAGUAAGGACUGUAGCAUUCGACCCAAAGUAAGCAACACCAUAGAUAUAAGGUUCAAUCCCAUUCAUUGCAAAUCAAAGACAAAACUCCCACUGACUUCAGUGAUGAUGACAGUAUCCUUUACUACACAGAUAUUUAUAGAAGGUUUUCCGAUACAAGAUCGUUGUCAUUGCAUUGUAAAAGUCUUGCUCUGAAUUCCAGCUGCAUGGCACCCAUUAAAAUCAAUGAAAAGUGCAUGGCCAGAACGUACUGGCUGUAACUUAAGGGUAAAUGAAGCAAUUUCUGUUUUAGUAAAUGGAACUCGCUUAGAAUUCAAGGGCCCACGAUCCUACGGACACUAGUUUAUGCUCUGCCAUUGACUCUAAUGGGAGCAGGAUCAGAAGCCAAAACAUUUAUAUCAGUACAGGUCACCCAUUAUCUCUAAGACACAAGGGAUGGUUAGCCAUGGUAAUUGGUAAAUACGUGUCUUUUGCUAUAUUAUUGCUAAGGAUAUGAUUCUGUCAUGGAGGUCACGGAUACCAUGACUUUCCAGGACCUCCGGGACUUCUUCCAGGGCAGGGCUGGAGCAGCAGUCAGCCCCAGGGCUGCCAAAGCAGCAGCCCUAGGGCUGAAGCAACAGCCAGGGUCGGGUGAGUCCCACUGGGGCUGAAGCUGCAGCUGUCAGCCCCUGCCGCAGGAGCAGCAGCAGGGCCAGAGCAGAGGCCUGAGGUCAGCCCCCAGCAGAACUGAUUGUUGUCUCCCAUCCCGCCCCUGCAAGGUAUUUUUUGUAAAAGUCAGGAACAGAUCAUGGGCUUCCGUGAAUUUUUGUUUAUUGCUCAUGGCCUCUCCCUGAUUUUUAGUAAAAAUAUCCAUGACAGAAUCUUAACUUUAAUUAUUGCACAAUGGAAUUGUGAUAAACAUUGUGUCACUGUCCAUGGACAUGACUGAAAAUCAAGUUGCAGUAAGUCAGAGAUGCUAAAAAAAUCUGGUGUGUGCCUUACACCUGGGGUAUAUAUCAUAGAACCAUAGAAUAUCAGGGUGGGAAGGGACCCAAGGUCGUCAUCUAGUCCAACCCCCUGCUCAAAGCAGGACCAAUUCCCAACUAAAUCAUCCCAGCCAGGGCUUUGUCAAGCUUGACCUUAAAAACCUCAAAUGAAGGAGAUUCCACCACCUCCCUAGGUAACGCAUUCCAGUGCUACACUACCCUCCUAGUGAAAAAGUUUUUCCUAAUAUCCAACCUAAACCUCUCCCACUGUAACUUGAGACCAUUACUCCUCAUUCUGUCAUCUGCUACCACUGAGAACAGUCUAGAUCCAUCCUCUUUGGAACCCCCUUUCAGGUAGUUGAAAGCAGCUAUCAAAUCCCCCCUCAUUCUUUGCUUCUGCAGACUAAACAGUCCCAGUUCCCUCAGCCUCUCCUCAUAAGUCAUGUGUUCCAGUCCCCUAAUCAUUUUUGUUGUCCUCCACUGGACACUUUCCAAUUUUUCCACAUCCUUCUUGUAGUAUGGGGCCCAAAACUGGACACAGUACUCCAGAUGAGGCCUCACCAAUGUCAAAUAGAGGGGAACGAUCACAUCCCUCCUUCUGCUAGCAAUGCCCCUACUUAUACAGCCCAAAAUGUCAUUAGCCUUCUUGGUAACAAGGGCACACUGUUGACUCAUAUCCAGCUUCUCGUCUACUGUAACCCCUAGGUCCUUUUCUGUAGAACUGCUGCCUAGCCAUUCGGUCCCUAGUCUGUAGCAGUGCAUGGGAUUCUUUCGUCAUAAGUGCAGGACUUUGCACUUGUCCUUGUUGAACCUCAUCAGAUUUCUUUUGCCCCGAUCCUCUAAUUUGUCUAGUAUCCCUGGUGAACAUGCUGGAUCCUGUUUCAUCCUGUCAAAGGGGUUGUCUUAGAAUAUGUUGACAGAAAGUUUGGGAAACCGAGCUCAGACCAGAAAGCGAGCCCAGAGACGAUGCCAUUUUCUUCCGUACAAAAGGAGCUGUGGUUUGCGUCUCGGUUAGGUGAAUGUGUUCAUUUCCUAGUGCAGCUGGGCGGCAGGUAGCAUGUCUGGCAGUGCGUUCACUGGACUUCCACGUAUCACACGUAUCAGAGGUGCAGCAGGAAAGCGAGGAGCAGACUGGAUAUAGAAAUGUUUGGGGAAUAUUUUAUUGACUUAGGGCCUGACCCAAAUGCCCAUGAAAUGAACAAAAGCCCCCUGAUUUCAAGGUACAAUUUCAAUGGAAGAUGGCAUGCUUAUUCCGUUCCCCAGGAAUUGAGUCGAUAUAGAGUAUACACAUACUUAUGAGUCUCUGGGUAAGGGAAAAAUGGGGGCCAAGUCUCUUUCACCUGAACUGCAAUACAUGCCCUAAGGUUGGAUCUGCCAGAUAAUGUUACAGCUUCUCUAAAUUGAAGAGACACUAAAACUCUAGAUUGACAACUGAGUUUAUCAUAAAAUAAUGAGUACAUUGGAAGAGUGCAAUAUAUCAUUCCCAUUAUGCCUCCGAGGAAGCCACAAAUAAUUGAAUGAUGGGCUUUGGGUGCUGUUUAAUAUCAAUGGUGCUUGUUAAUAAUGAUGGUAUGACAUAUGAUAGGCAUGUUAAAUCAGAAAUUAAAUUACCAAUUAUAUCAUCAAUAUAACUGCAGUAAUUUUGGGAAACUAAAUACAGUGAUAACAGAUGCUAAAAUGCUUAUAUCCUCGUAUAUUAAAAACUACAGACCUCUGUACAAAUCAUUGCAUAGUAGAGAAAGCAGAUGGAGGAAUAUUAUUAUUCAUGAAAAAAUAUUUUAAUUAAUGCAAGGCAAGACUUUUUUUUUGCACUUAUAAAGUGAAGUAAAUCUAUUUUGCAAGGUGAUAAAACUGUGAAUUAAAGAGAUGCUUUCAAGCUGCUUAUGACCAAAAUUUUACCUAUCCUCAAAGGGUAACAAUCCACUUAGAAAUGGCCUCUGGAUUCUAUGUAUUUUUUAAUUCCCUGCCAUCAAAAAUAAAUGUUUAAAUAUAGCCAGAGUUUAUGUAGGCCCUAUAAGGCCAAAUUUUCAAAAGGCCUCUUUAAUUGCUCCCCUCUCCCCACUGACUAUAUUUGUGAGUGUACAUAUUUCUAUGCCCACUAACUUCCAAGCUGUAAAACUCACUAUGUAUUUUUGAGGGAAGGAGCUCAACUUGCAUGGGUAAAUGUGAGUUGUAGAGGCACAAGCUGAUGCCCUUUCUAAAUAUUGUGGGCAGAGUUAAGAAUGACCUUUGAAAAUUGGCCUAUAGUACCUUGUGCUUUUCUGCUACGGAGCCAGCAGAUGGACUAUGAAUGGAUGAGCAAAGACUAUUCCCAGAGUUGUUGUGACAACACUGAUGGUUCUAAAGCAGAAACAUGGAAAUGAAUAGAAACAUCAGCUUAUUUUUCAAGCACCAUUAGAAACAACAGAAACAAUAAACAUUUGCCCUACUGAAAAGCUGUAGACCAGCAACCUGAUGUUAUGGUGCCAAGCACCUGCAGUGCCCACUGGAAAUCAGGCCCUGAAUUCAUAAUGUUAUUUUAAAGCUUAUUAGAGUAAGUAAAAAGUAAAAACUACUCCAAGAAAUUAUUUGACAAUGAUCAUAGUUUAUCUCAAUUGAUGUCAAAGCCGUUUCUGAUAGACCUACUUUUGUUAAUAGCCUAUUAUCUUUUCAAAUGCUUUCAGAUCUUAAAAGGAAUGUGCUAAAUCCUAGCCUGGGCUUUUUUUUUAAACCUACAUAUUCUUUCAAGAGUUGGUUUUAAUUAAUAACUAAAAUGUAAAUAGGGUCCCAGCAAAAAUUUUCGUGGUGAGCUCUUUGACGAUGCAUGCCAAUAAAUGGAUGCUUUGUUGUCACACUGGGUCUGAUCAAACAAUCCUAAUGCUUACAGGACUUUCAGAGACUUCAACCUCAGUUAUGUAUACAUAUGUAAUGCAGGAUAGGGCACUUAGUAAUUAAACAAAAUAUAUUCCGGCAGAUAGAAGGGCUUGUCCGUCUUGCAUGAGAAAUUUCUUUAGGGGUGAGAAAUUUCUUCGGCCUAAUAAAAUUCAAGAGCUUUUCUAGUUAAUUUGGAAGAAGGCUUUUGUCUUAAUUAUGAUUUUUACUGGAGCAAUUCUGAACCGAGCUGCCACCAGUGACAAACUUUGUUAAGCUCAGCACUCUUAACAUAUAACCAUUCUUAAGUCCAUAAAACUGAAUGCAAAUCCUGGGGCACAUGGCCUGGACUGGAAAACUGAAGCUGAGAGUUUCAGAACUGUCUGAAUUGGGCAUUCAGCUCCCUUAGUCAACUUUGGAUCUCGCAGCCUAAAGGUGCCAAGGGGGUAUCUAAUGAGGAACUACAAGAAAAAUGUUUGCACAUGUAUAUUUAAAGGCCUGAUCCAAAAGCCACUGAUGCUAAUAGGCUCCUUUCAGUUGACUUCAAUGGGCUUCCAAUCAGGCCCUAAAUUCAACAACAUAUACAAUAUGUUUAGUGAUAUUUCUGUGAUCUAUUUUAACAAGAUUGCCCAUGUUGCCUGUUCUCCUGUCAGGUCACAUAGGAGAGGAUGCUACUGAAUUAGUGUGGGUCAGAUUGUGGCUGGAUCUGCACGCUGGUGCAAUGGAGUAAGGGGGGGUGUAAGAAGCACCCUUAUUCUUUUGUGCCAUACCACCCCUUGUAGCACAUGGGCAUUAGCAGGUUCCACAGAGCCACUAUGUCUCUCUCCCUUUUGCCCUGUAGGUCCUAGCCCUAGUGAGUGUGCACACCUCUCAUUGAUCUGCCUUUUAAAUAUCUACCGCCACAGCUACCACGCAACUUGUAAAGAUCAAGCUGUUACAUCAGAUCAAGAAACAAAAUGUUUUUCUCAAGAAGGGCCCAAUCCGGUGCUCAGUGAAGUCAAUGGGAGUCUUUCCAUUGACUUCAGUGGGUUUUGGAUUCGACCCUGAAAGCCUGCAUUGUUAAUAAUCUGGGAAUUAGAUGCUAAAGAUUAACAUAGCUAAGAAAGGAAGUCCUAGGGCCCACGCCUCCUCCCACUGGUGUCAGUGGCCAAACUCCCACUGAAUUCAACAAGAGCAGGAUCAGGUGCCUGAAAGACAUGCCGCAACACCAAAGAAGUUUGCUUGAUCAGUGUCUCUCAUCAAAAUGUCUCUGUCUUUCUUUUUUAAGUGUCAUUUAAUUUCAUUAAGUAACAAAACUAUCAGUAUGACAUGUGACUCUGGGUCUUGCUACUUUAUAUUGCAUUCUAAUCAGCACUAAGCCUAGGCAAGGCUCAGAUUUAUUCCUACAUUCCAUUCCUAAGGAGCCAGAUUUUACACCUUUACUCACACUGAGUAGUGCCUCACUUUUCAAGGAGACUCAUGCCCUGCUUGUGUAGUAAGGUACUGCUCCAUGUUAGUGAGGGUGGCAGGAUCUGGCCCUUAGCUGACUGUCCUCAUGUAGCAUAGACCAUUUAAUUAAACCCCUUCUAGCUUAUCAGUGAAUCACCUUUGGCCAUAUACUCUGACGGCUUGUGUGACAAAAAAAUAUCAACUGCCAAUAAGCCCUCCCCGCAAAUCCUAUCCAGAAGCCCUCUUGGCACUGUGCUCAAUCAAUCUACAGCACCCAAAAUGGUCCCACAAAACAUCCGCAAACUCCAGGAAAGAGGGGUGGGCUAAAGAAAUGUGGAGGAGAGGCAGGACAAAGCCAAAUCCUUUGCAUGCUACCCAGAAAAACCAAAGCAAAUUACUCCAGAAAUGUACAUCUUCACGUUGCUCUGAGCAGCUUUCAUUUGCCCUAAGCAAAAUUCCACAUAGUAGCAUGGAACCAGACCUAUACAGUGGAUGUUUCAGUAUUCAGGUACUUAUCUGCUCAUCUGUGGGGUACGUCUGUACUUCAUCUCACAUGGCUAGCAGUGUCAUUUGGUUUUGGCCGAGAUUUUCAAAAUGACUCCUACGUGUGGAUGCCUCAAACUCUGGGUACCUUAAAGGGCCCAAUGCUCAGAAAGUGCUGAACACCCAGCCCAGAAAAUCAGGCUCCUCCCAGGUCUCUCAAGUUGGACCCCCAGAAACUGAAACACCCAUAGUCACUAGCCACUGUUGAAAUUCUUGGCCCUUGUCUACACUGGAGUUUUCAACCAUUGGUGGCAGCCAGCAGUGUAGUUGUUUCAAUGCACACCCCUAAUGUAGGCUAUAACCACCAUAUGCACUGGAGCAGCUUAAGACCUGCUUGAAACCAGGUUCAGUUACACUAGUGCAAAUUGGGGUGUCUAGUAGUUCACUUUUACAGGACUGGCUGUUGCUCAUGUAGCUGCACUGGUAUUAACACUAAUGGCAGUAGCUGGGGCAAAUCGUCAGUGUGGACAAGUUCUUAGAAAAGUGUGCUGCCAUUUCCAUAAUCCACAUGCCCUCGUUGCAGGAAAAGCUCUUCAUUGGCUCUCUAUAGUCAUGCUGGCUGGUGCUGCUGCCUGCAAACUCUCUCCUAGUUGGGGGGGAUGAUACCAAGUAAUUAACAUGGCUCAGCUUUGUAUAAUACUGGUGUAGCUCUUAGCCUUUUUACUACAAAGAGGGAACAGAUGGCUCCUUGUUCAUAGUAUUAGAACUUACCAGCUCAAAACAAAAAUGAAUUGUUGCUGAUGCUUUUCACGGUAAACCAGGUUGGUUUGCAAGAACAUUUGCACUGCAGCAUGAAAUCAAUGCAGCAUGCACUCUCAGCAACACAGGUGUUAUUUGUUACAUAAAACAGUAGAUUACAUGUGCCUAGCUGCACAUGCUUUAUCCUUUAUAAAAUUUUGCCCUGGCCCAGGGGAUUUCUGUCAUGUUUCAUCUGCUUCCUACAGCUGUAAAUGACUGAACUCUUUCUAGUUUCAUAGCAUUAGCUGGAGUGGAGCAGCAUCUCUUCUACCAGGAAAUGAGCUCAAAACAAUUUAGAUCAAAGACAGUUUCUGGAUAUAUUUGUACUGUGUAAAAAUGAAGAAAAAAAUCUGCAACAAAAGCAAAUGUUUUUCUAGAGAGAAUGAGGAUCCACUGCCUUCAGUGGAAAACUUCCAUUGAUUUCAGUGUUGAUGGUUUGCAACCUCCAUUCUUAUCACAGAAAAUAAUGAAAUAAAAUAUGCAUGGAAAUUUUUAUGCAUGGUCAAAAUGAAUAGAAAAGUCAGUUAGGUAACGAAUGCAGUGAAAGUAUGAUAUAUUUUAAGCAAAGAUAUCAUUAUAAUUUUCUGGAGCAGAAUUGUAAAGUCACAUUGCAAAGACAACAAUCAGUAAAUUUGGGCCCCCAAAAUUAAGUUUAUCUUUUUUAAAGGUUAGGGAGAAUACAACGUCUGCUAUUGAUAGAAAUGCUUUCAAUAUUUGUUUUUAAUGUCAGUGAAAACUUUCUGAAUCAUGGUGCAAAGGUAAACUUUCCAGGCUACUACUGGGAUCCCAAACACAUGAAACUUACUAGAAACAGAAAAAGAAUUAACAAAUCUAAUCAAAAUCUAGUUUUUAUAUUCCAAGCCAUGCAAACAUUAUAUAAGUGGGCAUAAAUCAGGACAAGUCCACUUGAACUUCGACGUUCUGUUUUAAUAUUAUAAAAUGUUGCUAGUAAUUACUGCCCCUUGAAAGAAUCACUUUGCCCAACAGUCUGUGUAUGGUAGGAGGGGUCUGUAUAGCAAUCUCCAUCUGAAUCCUCUAACUAAAGAGUCCAGCGUGGGAUUUUCAAAAGUGCUUCUUAUUGGUAAGUCUACGUUUUAGUCACGGGUAUUUUUAGUAAAAGUCAUGGACAGGUCAGUAACCGUGACCUGUCCAUGACUUUUACUAUAUACCCCUAACUAAAACUUGGGACGUGGGUGCUCGGGGGGGCGGUCUGGGUGUGCCACGGGUGCUGGGGGGGGUGACUCGGGACCCUGCUGGUGCUGGAGGGUGGCCCAGGACCCCCACUGGUGUUGGGGGGUGGGUUUGGCAGGGCUCGCAGGCUCCCUACCCGGCUUAGAGUGUGCCUGCAGCUCCUAGGGCAAGGGAAAGCCUUGGGGGGCUCCGUGCGCUGCUCCCACCAAAAGCACCACCUGCGCAGCUCCCAUUGGCUUGGAACCACAGCCAAUGGGAGCUGUGGAGACGGGGCCUGUGGGGCCCAGCUCGGACAGCCCCUGACCCAGCACCAGCUGCUGCAGAAGUCACGGAGGUCACAGAAAGUCACGGAAUCGAUGAUUUCUGUGACCUCCGUGACAGACACGCAGCCUUACUUACUGGCCUAACUCUGCUCCUAGUGACCUCAAAGGAAAACUUCAAUAGAAGCUGAAUUAAGCCAAUGCUGAGUGCAUUUGAAAACAUCUCUUCAAAUUUCCCCUAUUUUCUGUUUUCUUUAUUAAGGCUGUCAAAUCUUUGAGCAGAUAGACAGAUUGAGCCAAUUUCAUCCUCAGUUUUAGUCACACUAGGGCUGAAUUUGAGCCAAGGAUACUCCAGUGACCUUGUAAUGAGGUAUUUUUAUACAGCUGACCAUAUAACAUUUAGAGACACUCUGCAGAAGAUUAUUUACUGUAUAGAUGUACCCUGAUUUCCCCCAUCAUAGCUGCAACUAUUUUAAGUUAGUCAGUUUUGCUUAUGUACCCAGCAAGCUGUUCUUGACCUACGUGCAUGUCCAGAAUUGAAAAGCAGUUUCUUAAGUAGAUGUGCAUCUUUACUAGAGUUGCUUUUAAAAUGACAAUUAUUUUUCAUUUUUAAAUAAAAAUCUUGCAAACAAUUUUCAGUUUUCUAAAACCAUUUUGGUUUAAAAAAAUCAGUUUUUGGUAAAAGAUUUUGGUUUUUAUAAACCAAAUACUGAUUUUUUUAAAAUCCAAAAAUAGAAAUUAUUUUAAGGAAAACCUUUUGGUUUCUGGUUUUUCAUCAGAACCCAGAAAAUUUUGACCAAAAGGAAAAUUGUACAAAAAGAUCCAGUCAAAAAGCCAAAUAAUUGUUUUUCAGAAAAAAAAAAAAAUCAGUGAAAAUUUUUUGACUAGUUGUAAUCUUGACCCCUGCCCUCUGGGCAGCGAGGACAACUCUUUUGUUUUGUUUUUAAAACAAGACUUACUUUCUUACUUACUGCAUGUAGUUUCCUCUGCUAUUCUCAAUGCUGCAUGAACAGAAGAGUGGAAGGAAACUGAGCGCCAGCCUUUGCCUUAGCAGUCAGCUAAGACCCAAGGCAACAGUUCUUGCCCAAUGAAAGAUCUCACUGAAAUUUGAUGGGCUGUUGGUUUGGUUGUUUUAUCUGGGUUAUAUCUGCAGGACUGGACCCAUAGAGUCUUUACUAUUGAAAUUGUCAGGCAUGUGAAGCAUGAUUAUCCAUAACUUAAUGUAACCCACUGUUCAGUGGGUGUUACAUGUCACCCUCUGCACCUGGUCUCCAAAGGAUUACCUAAGAGUAUGUCUACACUGCAAUUAGACACCUGUAGCUGGCCCAUGCCAGCUGACUCGUGAUUGGGCAAAGGGGCUGCUUAAUUGCAGUGUAGACUUCCUGCCUCGAGCUGGUGCCUGGGCUCUAGGACCCUGUGAGGUGGGAGGGUCCCAGAGCUCCCACUGCAGCCCAAGCCCAGAAGUCUACCCUUCAGUUAAACAGACCCUCAGCCUGAGCCCUGUGAGCCCGAGUCAGCUGGCAUGAGCCAGCUGUGGGGUCUAAUUGCAGUGCAGACAUGCCCCACUGGACUUAGACCCAGAUCCCUAAAGGCAUUUAGGCACCUACUGCUGGUGAUUUCAAUGGGAGUUAGACUCCUUCUUUUCAGGAUCUGGGCCUUAGUUCUUUAGUUCAAGCAGUUGAGGCUAUACUUGAGCUUUGGGAUCUAAUCCCUGAUGAGGACCACGACAAAAGUCAUCAUAGUAACAAUAUUUUUCAAGUGGCAUAUUUUUCAGAAGCUGAAACUGGACUGGCUGGCAUCACAUUUAUUUCACAUCAGCCUAUGGUGUAUUAUUAUGCAGGCUUCCACCUUUACUUUUGUACUUGGUUGGCCAGUGUGGGCUACUUGUAACCUCCUCAUUGAUUCACUUUCACUUUGAUUCAAGGUUGUUUGCAUUGUGAUUCACAGCUAUUGUCAUUGACCUGCAAUCUUCAUGUCUCAAAAUGUAACAGACAAUCUAAUGAGAAACAGGUAGAAAUACUGACCUGUAGAAAUGGUUUGUUUUUAGAGUGACUGACUAUAUUCAUAGUAGGACUGUGAUGCCGGCUCUCAGCACUAGCUCCAUAGUCCCACCAGGUUUGUCUGAAACUGGUAGUGAAGGAAACAUGAAGAAACCAUACUCAUCCGCUUACAAAGCAGAAUCCAGCAUUCCCUCUAUCUUAUUAUAAGCCAAUUUCUGAGAAGACAUCAGGUUAAGAACUGAGGUAUUUGCUUUUCUUCAUACAAGCAACUGAAUUUUUGUGUCUGGUAGCAGUUCUUCCUAAAAGCAUUCCAUGCAAAAUACAAAUGGGUUCAGGCUCUGGUUAAAACAGAGGCUUUGUGGUAGACAGUUAUAUUUGACAUGAAGGUGUCAUAUCCUUUCUGGAUGUGGACUCAGUUUCAAAAUUCAAAUUAAAGAAAUAACUUGAAACCAAGCAAAUACAUUUUUCAGCAGUUAUAUUUUGCUUAUUCAAAAGUUUAACAGUGUUCAUUUUCUAUUUAAAACCCAGAAUUCUGUAUGCUUUGGCUUACCCUCUUUUAAACAUGUAAUUAUUGUAUAUUAUAACAACUCAUUAAUAUCUUGUAUUGUACAUAGUAAUACAUUUAUUCCAUUAAAAUAAACUUAUGUCUUUUGAUGGUA
Molecule: messenger RNA, 13515 nt
Organism: Dermochelys coriacea (leatherback sea turtle)
Lineage: Eukaryota; Metazoa; Chordata; Testudines; Dermochelyidae
Gene: RHOJ
Product: ras homolog family member J
Exons: 5
Coding region: 457-1101 (214 amino acids)
Biological process (GO): small GTPase-mediated signal transduction
Molecular function (GO): GTP binding; GTPase activity
Source: RefSeq, a predicted model, not a curated record